Messenger RNA from Schistocerca nitens (vagrant locust), 1021 nucleotides. RefSeq lists its product as uncharacterized. The record is from RefSeq and is a predicted model, not a curated record. Lineage: Eukaryota; Metazoa; Arthropoda; Insecta; Orthoptera; Acrididae. The coding region runs from base 203 to 1021 and encodes 272 amino acids. The transcript has 4 exons.
CACGCCCGGCCCGCGGCACUCGCAGCCGCCGCCGCCGCCUCCCAGGACGCCGUCGCCCACCCCCGAGGAGUACUCCUACGCGUACUACGAGCCAGACUGCAACGCACGCGUUCUGCACACGCCACAGGACCGGCACUCUUUCACGACGCGCUACGGCACGGAAGAGAACAUCUACGAGGAGAUCAGCGAGGUGGCGGCCAAGAUGGCGGCCGCGGCGGCGGCCUCUGCCUCCGCCUCCGCGUCUGCGUCCUCGUCUUCGUCGCCGCCACCGCUGGGCUCGCCCAGCGCCAGCCUCCAGCUGCACCCGCGCCAGCACCGCCACCACCACCAGCAGCGGCCGCGCGCGCACGACCGCGACCACGACCACGACCACUGCCGCGGCCACGGCCACGGCCGGGGCGGCGGCUGCCGCAGCAGCAGCGGCGCCAGCAGGUCGCUCGCUUCCAUCGCGCAGUCCGUCGUCGAGGAGGAGGUGCGGCGCGUGGAGCACGGCCACAAGCGCGUGCUGGGCGAGCUGAACCUGUCUGUGGAGGCGAUGCUGAUGCCGCCGUCGGUGGCGCCGCCGGCCGACCUGCUGGAGGAGCUGCUGGCCGUGGGGCCCACCGACGACCUGCUCACGCCCGCCUCGCCCACGCACUCCCACUCGCACGCGCACGAGGCCGACUCGGGGCUCGGCUCCUACUACAGCGGCGCCUCCUCGUCUCGCUCCUCCGCCUCCUUCCCCCGGCCGCAGCAGCAGCCGCCGCCCCCGCAGCAGCAGCAGCAGGGCGGCUUCUGGAAGCGCCGCGGCUGGAAGCGCAUCGCAGGGCUCGCCGCCGGAAAGAGUGGGGGCGGGGGAUGGGGGCAGCGGUCGGCGCGCAAGGCCGGCGCCCCGGGCGGUCAGUGUCUGCCAAGGCCGGCACCAGCUGGUGGACCGGCCGGUAACCAGGCGCUGCACGCGGCGGACGAGUACAGGCGGCGGCGGCGGCGGAAGGCGCGAGUGUUCUGUGGAGGGGGUCUGCGGUGUAGAAUACACUCUUAG